CCCUGCUGGGUGCGCCAACCUCAUUAUCACAAUGGCUGACUGUUUAAUAAAGAGGGAGAAGGUCCUUUUGUUGGCUUGAGAUACCUGGAGAGUGUAUUGCAGCAGGAGUAACAGCAGCUUCUUCCUGCCUACCCACAGGGAUUUUUUUUUACCAUCAUGGGUGCUGGUAAUGUGCUCUGGCAGGAAUGAGGACUAACAGGCACCCAUUUACCCUGUGAAAGAUACACACUUCCCUUCCUCUGGAGCUGCUAUAUAGAAGCUUUAAAAUAGACUUAAUGGAUUUCCCUGCAAUCCCUACUGACUGGGUUGCAGACCAAAAUGGGUGAUGUUGAAAAAGGCAAGAAGCUCUUUGUUCAGAAAUGCUCUCAGUGCCACACAGUUGAAAAAGGGGGGCCGCAUAAGACUGGCCCAAAUCUUUGGGGUCUGUUUGGUCGCAAAACAGGACAAGCUGCAGGAUUCUCUUACUCAGAUUCAAACAAGAACAAAGGUGUUGUUUGGAAUGAAAAUACACUGAUGGAGUAUUUGGAGAACCCUAAGAAAUAUAUUCCUGGAACUAAAAUGAUUUUUGCUGGCAUUAAAAAGAAGAAUGAGAGAGCAGAUGUUACUGCAUACUUGAAAAAGGCAACAUCUUCAUGACGUGUUCUUACAACUACUGUGAUGUCAGAAAGUGUUUCAAAAUCUGAAUCUCUCUUGUAUCAGUAUUCAUGUUUCAGUAGUCUGUUAAUAUUUGUUUAUUAGGUACUGGUCUUAGCAUCUGAAAAUAUAAGUCUUUAUUUGAUUUUUGCUAAGCCUACUACCAAAACAAAAUAAGGGUGAGCACUAUGUAAACUAUUUCUAUGAUGGUAAAGGUGGGUAUGGCUCCAUACAGGUAUUUCAAAAGAAAAAUACUGUUCCCUUUUCCAAGAAGCUUCCAACUGAAGGGUCCAGUCCUGCAUACACUGGUAUAUAUCUGGAAUUAUACAUACAUAUAACUUUACAUUGAAAUCAAUGUGACUGUUCAAGUUAGUACAGUUACUCACACGUGUAAGUGGUUGUAGCAAUGGACCCUAAUACGUCUUCCUUGAAGAUUUACUUAGGCAAAAUUCUCAACAAAAUCAGUGGGGGCUCAGCAUUUUGCAGGAUUCAGCCCUAACUUAAAAGAGCAAGGGUUGACAAACAAUGGAACUGAGCUAUGGAGAAAAAGCCAGUCAGCUUUGUAUCAAGAUGUUAGUAUAAAAGUGAAGCUCAAGGGAUUGGAACAGCUACAGUUUCAAAUUUCAAUUUCAAAACUUUAGCUCACUCCUUGUAUUAGCAUUUCUUUAUGUGUUAAAAGGACAAACUGUCGACCAAUCAGCAGUCUCUUCAUUACAGUUAUAGUUUUUUUCACUCCAUGUGUUCACUCCAUGAGUCAAAUAUAUUAAGGUAUCCAGCCCCCUUCCUGUAAAGAAACAAACAAGGUCUGACAUAGCUCAAAUGAUGUUAAUAACAGCAGGAAUACUUUCACCUUUAGUUCAUACUCACGACUGUUCUGGUAGCCUAUAUAUAAUAUAAUGGUUUAGCGUGGGGAGGACAGGAUUACUACAUGAGCCGAUACCUUACUUGGGUAUUUUAGAGAAUUCAAGAAUUAUGUGUUCAUGGAAACUGAUCUUCCUUUCUCACUUCAUUAAGGCACUUCAGGCUCAGGCUGUGAGGGUCUCAUUUAUGCUGUACCAUACCUAUUCUAGGGCUAUAAAUCUUGCACAUUUCAAAUGGUGAACCUUGAAAAUGCGGUUGGAGUGGGGAUUGAGGAAAUUAACAGUAGAGCGUACAUCUUAAUAGUGAAAUCUGAAUUUAUGUUAUAUCUUUUUAUUAGACAGACUGCUUAGCUGUACUGCUGAGAGUACUGAGUCUUCCCAGGGUUCUGUAAAUACUGAGGUGUUAACUUACAUUAUUGUUAAAGGCAGUACUUUCAUGUGUUUGGCCAUUGAUGAUUUGUGCAGAAUAUAUCCCAAUAAAAUUAAAGAUGUUAGUAAAAAGAAAACUUAUAAAAUAUAUUGAACAUCUGAAUUUAAUUUUAAAUCCUUUCAUUUUUUACAAUACUAGUUAAGCACUACAGUGUAACCAUCAUAUAUAUAUUAAGUACUACAAUGAUUGAUGCUAGAGAAAAACCACCUUGGUGGGUAUCUCAAACUUUUCCAUAGCCUCCCCAUCAUGAUCCCCAUCCCUCUUAACCAUAUGGAAAAGGUAGCAUCAUUUUAAUCCCCUGGCAUUAUGACCCAGAGGUUGAGAAUUCACAUCUUAAAAUUUGUAGGGUAGGUUGUCUGCAGGUUCUGGCAGGUAUCACUGAAGCAGUUUAGGAUCCGUUCACAUUUCCAAGGUCAGCUUCACAAUCACAAGAGCUAGAAAGGGAGGGGAAAGGCAGAUGGUUGCAACCCUCCUGAAACCUUUUUGACUCUUUCCCUCCAGCACCCAGGUUGUGACUCACAGGUUAAGAACACUUGCCUUAGACAAUUAAACAAAUUAAAAUUUACUUCAGCAUGAUUGAGGUCAACCUUAGUUGAAUGAAGAAAGCACCAAUACAAUUCCCAUUUAUCGAUAUAGCACCAAUCAGGUAUAUAGGUAUUGCUCAUAAUCCCUACAUUGUUCUAGCACUUAGCAACCAAGCCUUGUAAUGCUCCUUUGAGGCGGGUAAGUAUUAUAAUUCACAUUUUAAGGAAGGAGUAAUUGAGGCCCCAAACAGUUAAGUGACAUAGUCAAGAGUAUAAGUCUGUGCACAGCUGGAACUAGAACCCAGGUUUUGCUCCCAUACCUGUUCUUUUAGCUACAGACAAACAAUCCUUCCUCUCAGUUUACAGGUAAGAACACGUUGCAUUAAUUGUGUUAGACUCUACUAUUAAAAUAAUGCAGCCACCUGUAGUUUGGAGUGACAAUUUGAUUAAGGGUCUGUAAUUUUUCUAAGUCACACUUUAAAACUUGCCUGGAACAGCACUAUGUCACUUGUCCUCCAGAAGCUGGCAGUGUUAGGACUUGAUCCUGCUUCUGCUAAAUACAGGGAGAAUUCUGCUUUUGAUGCAAACAGAAGUAUGAGUAGGCCUUCCAAGAACACUAUGAGGGUCAGACUUCUGCGAACUUGCCUCAUCUCUGACCCAACUUUUUCAUCUGUAAUAGAAGGUAAUAUUUACUCUUACUCCAAAAAAAGUGUUGUGAGAUUAAUGUUUGUACAUCACUUUGAAGCUGCAAUAAUGAUAUAAAAUGAACAUGGCACACGUCAAUCCUAACAGACAACAGCAGUUAUCCCACAAUGCCCCAUUCUGUGAGACGGUGACUGCUCUGGCCACAAUUGAGGAUUCCACUGCCCAGGGGUCAUGGAGAACAGAAGCCAUUUCCCAUUUAAAACUCCACGCGUGUUUUUGAAAUGCCUUUUCCUGACUGCCACCUUGGCAAGCACACCUAGCAGCUCUCCCUUCUUGUGUGCAAUUGCCCAACUGACCAUGUUGGCUCCCGGCACUAGAGGCACUCCUUCCUGGAGUAUACAGGAAGCAUUGGAUUUCCUGGGCCUGUGAGGAGAAGAGGCUCUACAGACCAGCUGCAGAAACAAACAUCUGCAAACAGAUUGCACAGGUGAUGCAGACAAAGGGGUAAGAAAGGGACCAGCAGCAGUGCCCCAGGAAAGCGAAGGAACUGCGGCAGGCAUACCACAGGGACAGUGAGGCCAACAAUAGAUCUGGUGCUGAGCCACAGAGACCUAUCACUUUUAUAAUGAGCUUCAUGCCAAACUUGGCAGAGACUCUACUAGCACCUUACAAACCACUGUGGAUAUCUUGGAGGAGGAUGAGACUGAGACCCUUGCUGUGAACAGUAAAGAGAAGGAGGUGGAAAAGGAGGAGGGAGACAUGGCGGGAGGGGAUAGUCCAGCCAUGCCAUGAGCCAGGACCUGUUUGAGACUACACCACAGUCUAGCCAGUCCCACCAGCUGAGCAUGGACAAGCCCAGUAAAGGGGAAGGGACCUUGGCAGCUGCCACUGCAGCCUUGAGGGGUGCUCUCUCCAUACCCACAGAAUGCCUGACUUGAGGAGGAGGAGGAGAAAGAAGAGGACUAGGGAGGACAUGUUCAGCAAGAUACUGGAAGCCAGUGCUGGAUUGGACCACAAACAAAAGCCUGGAGGGCCAACAUGGCAAAAAAACAUGGAGAAAAAAAGAACAGACAGGAGAAAUGCCCAGGAGUCCCAGCAAGAAAAGGAGAGGGAGAUGCACCAGGACAUAAUGGGUUUCCUCAGGCAGCAGAUCGAAACGCUGCAGACCCUCAUUGACCUACAUAUCCAAAAAUCCUGGACUCCCCGUCCUUUUCAGUCCUUAGAGAACUCCAUGGUACCACCUCGCUUCGUCCUCCCUCCCCCCACAUACCAUGUGGCAUCACAGGCAACAUCCUUACCCCUACUAGUCCCCCCCAUGGGACAGCAAGGAAAACCAUAGCUUCACAUACAUUGACCUGUGAGAACCACGGUUGAUGUAUAUGUAGCCACAAGGAACCACAUUUGAGCACUGAAAUGUUUGCUGCCUUUCCAAUUUUAAAAUUCUGUUCCAUUAAUCUGUGUUAAAAGUUUGUAUUUUAUUGCCUGUGGGUUUUUACACCU
Molecule: messenger RNA, 4592 nt
Organism: Dermochelys coriacea (leatherback sea turtle)
Lineage: Eukaryota; Metazoa; Chordata; Testudines; Dermochelyidae
Product: cytochrome c iso-1/iso-2
Exons: 4
Coding region: 319-636 (105 amino acids)
Biological process (GO): mitochondrial electron transport, ubiquinol to cytochrome c; mitochondrial electron transport, cytochrome c to oxygen
Cellular component (GO): mitochondrial intermembrane space
Molecular function (GO): electron transfer activity; heme binding
Source: RefSeq, a predicted model, not a curated record